AUGGCUAGUAAAGCCAUGUGGGAGGUCGAUCCCGAGACUCGUUCCAAGCUCCUCGAGAUCCAAAAAGUCGCCGGCAACGACCGUUGUUGCGACUGCGGCGCUCCCUCCCCCCAAUGGGCCUCCCCCAAAUUCGGCGUCUUCAUCUGUCUCUCCUGCGCCGGAGUCCACCGCGGUCUUGGUGUGCAUAUCAGUUUCGUACGCAGCAUUACCAUGGACGCAUUUAAAGCGGUGGAAAUUGACCGCAUGAGAGAAGGUGGAAACAAGACGUGGAGAGACUUCUUUGAUAAGGCAGAGGGCAAUGAGAUGGCGGGUAUUACUUGGGAUGAUGCUACAAUUGCGGAACGUUAUUCGGUGGAUGUGGGCGAGGAAUAUAAGGAUCGGUUGACGGCUAAGGUAGAGGGGAAGGAAUACGUCCCUACGGCUAAAGCACCGACGGCUACGAAUACUACGUCCUUCCACAAUUCGAGUUCUAGAACAGCAACACCACUUUCUUCGUCCCGCAAUGAUUCGCCUUCGCGUCCUGGUGUCAAGGCUAAGGUUGAUGAUAAGUACUUUGCAGGCCUGGGCCAAGCAAAUGCGUCUCGUUCUGCGGAUUUACCGCCAAGUCAGGGUGGAAAGUACGCUGGUUUUGGGAGCGCGGGACCAGAGCCGGUGAGGCAGGAGGGCUUACCCGGAUUCAAUGAUUUGCAAAGAGAUCCGGUGGCGGCGCUCAGUAAGGGGUUUGGGUGGUUUACGAAGAGCGUGGCGAGUACGGCGAAGACGGUCAAUGAUGGGUAUAUUCAACCUACUGCUGCUAAGCUAGCCGAAACCGACCUCGCAGCCCAAGCCCGGCUCACCGCCGCCACAGUUGCCAAAGGCGCGCAAACCGGCGCCAAAUCCGCCGCCGAAGGCUUUAACCGGUUUGUGGAGGGUCCGAGUAGCGGGGGAGCUUAUCGACAGGCGCCGCUGGACGAGAGCAAGAAGGAUUUCUGGGAUAGCUUUGCGGAGGCGGGGAGUGCAAGGCAGGGGGGUGCUGCUGGGAUGGGCGGAAUGGGAGCGUCGAAACCGAGUGCGAUUGGGACGAGUGCGGUGAGGAAGCAGGGGAAAAAGGAUGAUGAUUGGGAUAAGUGGUAG
Messenger RNA from Glarea lozoyensis ATCC 20868, 1113 nucleotides. RefSeq names its product ArfGap/RecO-like zinc finger. The record is from RefSeq and is a predicted model, not a curated record. NCBI's taxonomy places the organism in Eukaryota, Fungi, Ascomycota, Leotiomycetes, Helotiales, Helotiaceae. Gene Ontology annotation, molecular function: GTPase activator activity. The transcript is spliced from 3 exons. Gene Ontology annotation, biological process: regulation of endocytosis; regulation of ARF protein signal transduction. Gene Ontology annotation, cellular component: Golgi membrane. Bases 1 to 1113 code for a protein of 370 amino acids.